CUUGCUAAUGUUAUAACUAAAAUGCAGUGUGUCUCUUUUCGAUAUGUAGCUCAAUUAAAACUUCAGAUUGUUGUCAUUUAAUGUGGACAACGUUUAGUAAACAGUUGGCAUGAUUAAUAUUGUUUGGCUUGGCUAACUGGGCUAUAUUUUGGUUCAUAAACGGCUGCCUUUGAAUGUCAAAAGCGUUCAUGUGUUAACAUUUAUCGAUACUAAUAUUAUUAGGCUAGAGUCUAACGUAAUGAUUGUCAACAGUAUUCGACAUCAUCAGUAGCCUAUCACGAUGGCAAGCACCAGUUAAAUCCAGUUGUUAGUUGGUAUCAAUUUUUCGGUAGAUAGGAAGCUAUUGUAGCUAGCUAAAUUUGCCUUCGGGCGAGUUUUAAUUCCUGUCGCACGGUUUUGUUUGCAUAAUGCUAUUAUGGCCAGCUAGCUAGCGAUCUGUGUUGUCUCGCGUAGCUAGAGAAACCAAUGUCAACAAUAUGUUUCGCUGCCACAGGCUGAAUCCACGCGAAUAUAUUCAAUUGCCUCCUGUAGAUAAUAUUUCUUACUUGUUAAAACAAGUUUCCUAUGCAUGUUGUAAUAUGUAGCUAACGCUGGCUAAUGCAGAUUUUAAUUCAAGCUUCCUCGAAAAUUCAGUGCAGACUGUGUCAUCAUUGGCGUAUUAAGGUAGUAUAGAAUCGACUGUGUGGACGACGCAGAAUGGCAUCCCGUGUGCUCUGUAGAAAUUAUUUUAGAUAUUUAAAUACAAAUCCGUGUUCGAUAGACUGGCACAUCCAGGCCGGAAUGAGGUCAAAUGCGGUGGUGUCAAUGGGUAAAAUUUAAGGGAUAAUCUUAGUUGAUUUUGUUUAAUGAAGGUUUGCUUCGUUGACCAGCCCUAGGUACCGAAACUACCUUAAAUGAAUAUCGGUGCUCGUGCGGUUUGCAUUUACGUCAACACGACUGAUGGCUUGCUUCAUAUUUUUAUGCCUUGCACGGUUAUGUAGAUGGGCCGUAUGAAGAUGCCAAAGGCAAACAUCAUUUAGUAGGAUCAUACAGUAUGUACCCUCUGCUAAGGAUAUAUUAAAGAAGAAAGGAAAUAAACCGUAGAUCGUUCAUAUUACCAAGUAGUCUUUUUCUCCCUUCUCAUCUUUGGACAAUAAACUCAACUGUAUUCUGCCAAAGGAAGGUACCAGGGGAUUCUAAAGCACAGAUACACGUUCAAGCAAUGUCUGGAUUGUUUUGACAUAUAGGCUUGUCGUUCGCUGUCGAGUCCCCGAGCGAGGUCAGGGAAGGACCCGGCCACCGACCGCCACGCCAUGAUGGAGGGCGGCAUGCAGCUGCUGAACCGCGACGGCCACAGCAUCUCCCACAAUUCCAAGCGGCACUACCACGACUCCUUCGUCUCCAUGAACCGCAUGCGGCAGCGCAGCCUGCUGUGCGACAUCGUGCUGCACGUGGGCGCCAAGGAGAUCAAGGCGCACAAGGUGGUGCUGGCGUCCUGCAGCCCCUACUUCCACGCCAUGUUCACCAAUGAGAUGUCGGAGAGCCGGCAGACCCACGUCACGCUCCACGACAUCGACCCGCAGGCGCUGGAGCAGCUGGUGCAGUACGCGUACACCGCCGAGAUCGUGGUGGGCGAGGGCAACGUGCAGACUCUCCUUCCGGCCGCCAGCCUCCUGCAGCUGAACGGGGUGCGGGACGCCUGCUGCAAGUUCCUCCUGAGCCAGCUGGACCCGUCCAACUGCCUGGGCAUCCGCAGCUUCGCCGACACGCACUCCUGCAGCGACCUGCUCAAGUCCGCGCACAAGUACGUCCUGCAGCACUUCGUGGAGGUCUCCAAGACCGAGGAGUUCAUGCUGCUGCCUCUCAAACAGGUCCUGGAUCUGAUCUCCAGCGAUAAUCUGAACGUCCCGUCAGAGGAGGAGGUGUACAGGGCGGUGCUCAGCUGGGUCAAGCAUGACAUCGACGGGCGGAGGCAGCACGUGCCUCGGCUGAUGAAGUGCGUGCGGCUGCCGCUGCUGACGCGGGACUUCCUGAUGAGUCACGUGGACACGGAGCUGCUGGUCCGGCACCACUCCGAGUGCAAGGACCUGCUGAUCGAGGCGCUCAAGUACCACCUGAUGCCCGAGCAGCGGGGCGUGCUGAGCAACAGCCGCACCCGCCCGCGCCGCUGCGAGGGGGCCAGCCCCGUGCUCUUCGCCGUCGGGGGCGGUAGCCUGUUCGCCAUCCACGGGGACUGCGAGGCCUACGACACGCGUACGGACCGCUGGCACAUGGUCGCGUCCAUGUCCACGCGCAGGGCGCGGGUGGGCGUGGCCGCCAUCGGGAAUAAACUGUACGCCGUCGGAGGAUAUGAUGGCACCUCAGACCUGGCCACUGUGGAGUCGUACGACCCCAUUACCAACUCCUGGCAGCCGGAGGUCUCCAUGGGAACGCGGCGCAGCUGCCUGGGCGUGGCCAUCCUGCACGGGCUGCUCUACGCUGCGGGGGGUUACGAUGGCGCUUCCUGUUUGAACAGCGCCGAGAGAUUUGACCCCCUGACCGGCACCUGGACCUCCGUCGCGGCCAUGAGCACCAGGAGGAGAUACGUCCGCGUGGCCACACUGGAUGGAAAUCUGUAUGCGGUGGGUGGAUACGACAGCUCUUCACACUUGGCAACGGUAGAAAAGUAUGACCCUCAGAGCAACGCCUGGACCGCCAUCGCCAACAUGCUGAGCCGCCGGAGCAGCGCCGGCGUGGCCGUGCUGGAGGGCAUGCUCUAUGUCGCCGGGGGCAACGACGGCACCAGCUGCCUCAACUCGGUGGAGAGGUACAACCCGAAAACCAACACGUGGGAGAGCGUGGCGCCCAUGAACAUCCGCAGGAGCACGCACGACCUGGUGGCGAUGGACGGCUGGCUGUACGCGGUGGGCGGGAACGACGGCAGCUCCAGCCUCAACUCCAUCGAGAAGUACAACCCGCGCAGCAACAAGUGGGCGGCGGCCUCCUGCAUGUUCACCCGCCGCAGCAGCGUGGGCGUGGCCGUGCUGGAGCUGCUCAACUUCCCGCCGCCCUCCUCCCCCACCCUCUCCGUCUCCUCCACCAGCCUUUGACAAAGAGCCCAGCCCCGCCAUGCCCCGGGCCCCGGUCCCGGCCCCAGCGCUGGCCCCGGGCCCGGGCCCUCCUCCCGCCCGCCCUGCCUGUCCAAGAGACGCAACUGCUCCGUCUGACCCCCGAGGAGGGGGGCCACGCGGGCGGAGGGGCGGCUGAGGACGGCGGGGCGGAGGACGGCGGAGGCGGAGGAAGGGGAGGGGGGCGAGAGCAGGGAGGAGUCGGGUCCGGCGGUGGCGGGGAGGGAGAGACGGAAGCGCCCGGUGCUGUGCUGUUCUGCAGCCUGAGUUCCAUCAGAACUCUGUUACCAUGGAGAUGCUAGGUCGUCUGGGGGGAACGCUUCGGCAUCCCUCGGAUGCCGGCAUUCCCAAAAAAACACACACCUGCCCCUGCCCACGCUCACCUGGGCAACACCCCAACCUCAGAGUGCAAGCAGUCACUUUUUGUAUCAUAAUUUCCAUGUACUGUAGUAUAACCUCUUUCUGUUCUUGUUGGGUUUUUUUUUUUUUUUUUAAUUAUUGCUAUAAUAUUAUAAUACAAAAUUAUAUUUAUUCUAUAUAGGAAUCUAGCUGUUGACUGAAUCUGCCUUGCAUGUUUACUGAAUUCGAUCCUCUUUGGCAGAAUAUUAGGCUGCAGCGCUGCUGUGUCACAGUAGGUGGCAGUAACGAGCAAUGGUGUUACCUUUUUACAAACUGCAAACAGGCUGACAGGUCGGGGCAGUGAUGCAGUGCAGAACUGUGCACUUGCAGAAAUGUGUCACUGCCGCAGUUCCUGGCAAGCUUGAAAAAAAUGAAGUAUGGAACAAUCAACAGUAUUCUUAAGAAAUAUAACUAUAAAUAAUAUUUAUUAGAGAGAUAUAAUUUCAAGAACAAAUUCAGACAACUUGAACUUUUUUGGGAGGAUCUUAAGUGGUGGUCAGUGAACUACAAUUGUUGGGUGGUGGGCGGUGGGUGGUGGGUGGUUGGCAUGGGGUAUAGGUAACUUGUCCUGAACCCGUUUUAAUUGAUUGCUCAGUUUGACAGCUUUACUAAUGAUCACCCACCAGCAGCACGUUUCUUUUUUACCUCAGUUGUGUCUAAUAUGGCUGCAUUACACUCACAUACUUCAUAUACAGUCAUUUUGAUUGUAUCAUUUUUUUGGACAAAGGAAGCGUGCGCACGAAGCACAGUCAGAGGGAAUUAGCACCUGACCUGACGGGUGAUUCAAAGUUAAUUAGGUCAGUUUGUUCAACAUGCAUACCCAAAGCAGGUUGAGUCUAGGCAUGGUUGUUGAUCCUGGAGUGGUGCUGGGGGGUGGAUAUGUCCCCCCUCAACUUUCGGAAGUCAAAUGCGCCCCCCCCCCCCCCCAAAGAAAAAAAAAGAAUCCUAAAGAAAAUUUCCUUAAAUGUCCCUUAUAUUUAUUUACAAAUGAAUUUUAAACUUAAAAAUAUCUGUUAUAUAUUAUUUUGGAAAGAUCCGUAAUUUAGUGAAAAAUUUUUAAAAAGAAGAAUAAAGUACGUGGAGUGUGUUCAGUGAGCAUUGAAAUGUGUGACUGUGAUGGUGCAGUGAAACGUAAAGAUGGAAACGUGAUUGGAACAAAAUUAGUUUAGCCUUAAUAUUAAUGCUUUUAUUACUUAUGAAGAUGUAAUCAUAGGAAUGGUGUAUUGUGGGAAUGUCGGCACGUUAGCAUUGCUAUCUCUCCUGGAACACCGCACAGGAAAUGGCUCAAAGACCAAAUUAUAGUACACAGGGACAAAACCGGAACCUUAAUUUUACUAGUCCUCCCAAUUCUUCCCUCUCCUUGCGUUAUUUAUUAAUUUGCUUCACUCCCAGUACUGCAUUAAAAUCUCAGUAAAAAACAAACAAACAAACAAACAAAAAAACAUUUUUAAUGCUCCACAUUAUUUAGACGGCGAUGAUCAUUGUCAGCUGACUGAGUGACUGAACUGCAUGCCUUUUCUCAAAUAUUAUCUGUGAUAAACACAUGAAAUACUGUAUACUGGGAACCUUGGCCUACUUAGUAUUAGAUAUUGUAAACAUAGAGUAACAUUUGAACACAUUCCAUCCAUCACCUCAUUGGUUGGCUCGUCCAUUUACCCACCACCUGUGUGCACAUUUUUUAUUAAAAGUAUUAAAUCUAAAGACCAUUUUCAUUGACUGUCAGAUUUUUUAUUUUAAUCAACUGUUAUAUUCCUUUAUCAUGCAAACUCAGCAGUAAAAUCAGUAUGGGUCACAAAUUAAGGCUUAAUCUGAAUCUAAAUCAGUAGUUGUACAAAAUGAAAAUCAGUAAAGAAGGUGUGUGGGGUCAGUUAUGCAUUGACCUGAUGUACAAUCUGACUGCUGAAUGACUUUAGUUUACUCUCUGAUGUCUGUUUCAGUUCUCCAUGUAGUGACACAUUCACAGCAUUGCAUGAUAGCAUUUGCUAAAUUAAAAGUGCAACUGUAAUCACACAAAAGCAAAAUGGAGGGAAGUAGUGUUGCUUUUAAGAGUCACACAGAAAAUUGUUCCAUACGGUCACCAAAUGGUGUCAGCGCUCACUACAUGCUUCGGUGUAAAUGUAGCAUAUUAGGACUAUGGUAUGAUCACAAACUUCUGAGAAGUUACAUUUUCCUUUUUUUGAAGGAUUCUGCUUAUCAGACAUAGCUUGUUGUACGUAGGGGGUGGUGAACAGCAUUGUGAAUGAAUUGCAUCUUAUUUUCUGUUUUUAGUUUUGCUUCUGUAUUGAUGAUGAUGAUGAUGAUGAUAGUGAUGGUGAUGGUGAUGAUGAUAUUGUUGAUGAUGACGACGAUUAGGAUGUUGGUCACUGUGUCAUGUUCUUGUUCAUAAUGGGUCAGGACCAUGGAAGAAUGUUGUGCUACACACAAACUUGGCCUUUUAUUUUUUGCAAAUACCGUGUAUAAAUGUUAACUAAGUAUAAAUAUCCAAUGAGGCAUUUGCUUGAUGUUGAUGUAAAUGUAUUUUUUUUUUCAGUUCUAACUUAUUCAAAGUGAUGUGCAUUAUUUAUUCAUGUGUAAAUUAUGUUUGCUGUAUUUAUGUGGAAACUAACUAAAUUUUGCACUACGGUCAAAAGAGAAGAGCAAUACACUCCUGUAUAAACACGAAUAAAGAGGUUUUUCAAGGAGAGUUA
This is a messenger RNA of Anguilla anguilla (European eel), 6172 nucleotides long. RefSeq names its product kelch-like family member 17 (gene klhl17). NCBI's taxonomy places the organism in Eukaryota, Metazoa, Chordata, Actinopteri, Anguilliformes, Anguillidae. The record is from RefSeq and is a predicted model, not a curated record. The transcript is spliced from 12 exons. Bases 1293 to 3068 code for a protein of 591 amino acids. Gene Ontology annotation, molecular function: protein binding.